Misgurnus anguillicaudatus (oriental weatherfish) is the source of this 6454-nucleotide messenger RNA. It is a transcript of the gene atp8a2, whose product is annotated as ATPase phospholipid transporting 8A2. Gene Ontology annotation, cellular component: plasma membrane; trans-Golgi network. Gene Ontology annotation, biological process: phospholipid translocation; neuron development. The record is from RefSeq and is a predicted model, not a curated record. Lineage: Eukaryota; Metazoa; Chordata; Actinopteri; Cypriniformes; Cobitidae. Gene Ontology annotation, molecular function: magnesium ion binding; ATP binding; ATP hydrolysis activity.
UCAACGUCAUCACCAUCAAGUUACCGUCAGCUCUUUCCAACUUUAUUAAACACAUUUAAAAACUUGUUUGCUGAUAAGAAAAUACUCUGUGAUUGAAUCUUUGUUCAGAAUUGUGCAUUGUUUUCGAGAUCUUUAUGCGUGAUGACGUUCAAAGUCCCUGACAACGCAUGUUGUCCCAUGUCCCUGUGUGUCCCAUGUUGUCCCAAGUUUUAAGUCAUAGAAUAAAAUGUGAAAAUAUUUUUGACUUAUAUUAACCCAAGUUCCUAUUAAAGGAGUUUAACCUAAACCGCAUUCAACAAACCCAUUGACUUUGGGACGAUGGAACCGGAAGUGGAAAAAUGUUAACUUGCUUCCGUGUUUUGCCUACAAAAACACGUCAUCCCUGCGGCACUCUUUAUUGAUCCUUUUGUUAGCUCGAAAUGUUAAAAGCUCUCCCUCACUUAAGCAUCUGUUAAUGAAUAAAUGUAAAAGGAUAAAAAACUCAACAUCUUAGAAUAGAUCAUAUUCAUCAGUUCCCGUCCAUAUGCAUAUAUUUUGCAUGCCGAAUAUCUAGUUAACCCCUGAUAACCUUGAUAUCAGGAAAAGCAAUAUUGUGAGACUAUGUGAGAAUUUCACAGAACAAGGUCUAGACACGUCCUUAGCCUCAUGGAAUUUAAACCACACCUUUUUAUAGUGCUACCCGCUUACCUGUCCUAUCAGUAGAAGUUAAACGUGUUACAUAUUUACACAUAAGAAGAAACCAGUUAAUGGCAACUCAAAUAUUGACAAUUUGUUCAACAAACUAUUUGGAGAACGCCACAGAAUGUCAAAGGCCUAAUUUGGAGGAAUUAAUAAACAGGAUGAGACUCCUUGCCGCACGUUUUGAACUAUUUGGUCCAUAAUUGUGUCUCCAGACAGAUGUGACCCUCCAGCAGUGCCUGCGCCUUUAAAUCCUCGCCUCUCUCCCAUCACGCGAACGGCGCAGGACCCUCGUGCUCGGCCGCCGGCUACCGCAAGGCAGAGGAUGAGAUGAGCGGAACUACAUCACAGGCGGACCCGAUAGAUGCCACAGCGCGGACUGUGCUCCUCAACAAACCCCAGACCACCAAAUAUUGUGACAACCAUGUCAGCACGGCUAAGUACGGGAUCCUUACGUUCCUGCCUCGCUUCCUGUACGAACAGAUCCGACGUGCAGCUAAUGCUUUCUUCCUCUUCAUCGCUCUCAUGCAGCAAAUCCCUGACGUUUCACCGACGGGUCGCUACACAACACUGGUACCUCUCAUAUUCAUUCUGACUGUAGCUGGGAUCAAAGAGAUCAUUGAGGAUUAUAAAAGACAUAAAGCAGACAACACAGUGAACAAGAAAAAGACAACAGUCAUACGUAACGGAGCAUGGCAGACCAUCAUAUGGAAACAGGUGGCAGUGGGAGACAUAGUCAAGGUGACCAAUGGGCAGCAUCUUCCGGCUGACAUGGUCAUAGUGUCCUCCAGCGAGCCUCAGGCCAUGUGUUAUACAGAAACAUCCAACUUAGAUGGGGAGACCAACCUGAAGAUCCGACAGGGUCUUUCUCUCACAGCCUGUUUUCAGUCUUUGGAGGAACUGAUAGGUUUGUCUGGCCGUCUAGAAUGUGAGGGACCGAACAGACAUCUGUAUGACUUUACUGGGACACUGCGCCUUGACAACCAGAACCCAGUUCCACUCGGGCCAGACCAGGUGCUGUUACGAGGUGCCCAGCUCAGGAACACACAAUGGGUUGUGGGAAUUGUAGUAUACACUGGACACGAUUCGAAACUAAUGCAAAAUUCCACUAAAGCUCCGCUAAAACGCUCAAAUGUUGAGCGGGUGACUAAUAUGCAGAUUCUGGUUCUGUUCUGUAUUCUUCUGGUCAUGGCCCUGAUCAGCUCCAUCGGGGCCGCCAUAUGGAACAAACAGCACACGGACGAGGCUUGUUGGUAUCUUUCCCGCGCAGGUGACAUCUCUCUGAACUUCUGGUACAAUCUUCUAACCUUCAUCAUCCUUUACAACAACCUGAUUCCCAUAAGUCUACUGGUCACACUUGAAGUGGUCAAAUUCACUCAGGCUCUCUUUAUUAACUGGGAUGUCGAGAUGUAUUACUCGGAAACGGACACACCCGCCAUGGCACGAACGUCCAAUCUGAACGAAGAGCUUGGCCAAGUGAAAUAUCUAUUUUCUGACAAGACGGGCACUCUCACCUGCAACAUCAUGCACUUUAAGAAGUGCACGGUAGCUGGGAUUACAUAUGGGCAUUUCCCAGAUCUGGAGUGCGAUCGAUCCAUGGAGGACUUCAGUCACCUUCCCUCUACAAGCCACAACUCUACUGAGUUUGAUGAUCCUGCACUUAUCCAGAACAUCGAGAAGAAUCAUCCCACAUCCCCUCAGAUCUGUGAGUUUUUGACUAUGAUGGCUGUCUGUCAUACUGUUGUUCCUGAGCGAGAAGAAAACCAGAUCAUCUACCAGGCCUCCUCACCAGAUGAAGGAGCUCUGGUGAAAGGUGCCAAAGGUCUGGGCUUUGUUUUCACUGCAAGAACGCCUCAUUCGGUGAUCAUAGAUGCGAGAGGAAAAGAGCAGUCUUAUGAACUGCUUAAUGUACUUGAAUUUUCCAGCAAUCGUAAAAGGAUGUCAGUCAUUGUGAGAACACCCACAGGCAAACUCAGGCUUUAUUGCAAGGGAGCAGAUAAUGUGAUUUUCGAGCGGCUGGACGAGGCAUCGCAGUUUAAGGACCUAACCGUCGUCCACCUGGAGCAGUUUGCUACAGAAGGGUUACGGACCCUCUGUUUCGCGUAUGUGGACCUAGAGGAAGCAGCCUACCAGGAAUGGCUGAAGGAAUACAAUCGCAUUAGCACUAUCAUAAAGGACAGAGCUCAGAAACUGGAGGAGUGCUACGAACUUAUAGAGAAGAACUUGGUGUUAUUGGGUGCCACCGCUAUAGAAGAUCGUCUGCAAGCCGGAGUCCCAGAAACCAUUGCAACACUUAUGAGGGCCGACAUCAAGAUCUGGGUCCUGACCGGGGACAAGCAGGAGACUGCUAUUAACAUUGGUUACUCCUGUAAGCUGGUCUCACAUGGCAUGUCGCUCAUCAUUGUCAAUGAAGAUUCCCUGGAUGCAACCAGGGCCACACUGACAGCUCACUGUGCCUCACUGGGUGACUCUUUGAGAAAGGAGAACGAGUUGGCUCUCAUCAUUGACGGACAGACGCUUAAAUACGCCCUCUCUUUUGAAGUGCGCCAGGCCUUCCUCGACCUCGCUCUGUCCUGCAAAGCCGUCAUCUGCUGCAGGGUUUCUCCACUGCAGAAGUCUGAGAUCGUGGACAUGGUGAAGAAGCAUGUGAAGGCCAUCACGCUGGCUAUAGGAGAUGGAGCCAAUGAUGUUGGCAUGAUACAGACGGCACACGUGGGUGUGGGCAUCAGUGGGAACGAGGGCAUGCAAGCCACCAACUCAUCUGACUAUUCUAUAGCUCAGUUUUCCUACCUGGAGAAGUUGUUAUUGGUUCACGGGGCAUGGAGUUACAACCGUGUUACCAAAUGUAUCCUGUACUGUUUCUAUAAGAACGUGGUUCUGUACAUCAUAGAGCUUUGGUUUGCGUUCGUGAACGGCUUCUCCGGACAGAUCCUGUUUGAACGGUGGUGCAUUGGAUUGUACAAUGUGAUCUUUACUGCACUGCCGCCGUUCACACUGGGGAUAUUCGAUCGGCCGUGUAGUCAACAGAACAUGCUGCGAUUUCCUCAGCUCUACCGUAUCACACAGAACGCAGAGGGUUUUAACACAAAGGUCUUUUGGGGUCACUGUAUAAAUGCUCUCAUUCACUCCAUUAUUCUCUUUUGGUUUCCACUCAAAGUUUUGGAGCACGACACUCCCUUUGACAAUGGCAACAGCGUCGACUACCUGUUCGUGGGGAACAUUGUCUACACGUACGUAGUUGUAACUGUAUGUCUAAAAGCCGGCAUGGAGACCACAGCUUGGACAAGGUUUUCUCAUCUGGCUGUAUGGGGCAGCAUGGUGCUCUGGAUGCUGUUUUUUGCAGUUUAUUCUGCUAUCUGGCCAACCAUUCCUAUAGCACCAGAUAUGCUGGGCCAGGCAGGCAAGGUGAUGCAGUGCUGGAGCUUCUGGCUGGGAUUGCUACUGGUGCCAACAGUGUGUUUGCUCAAAGACGUUGCAUGGAAUGCGGGACGACGCACAGUCAAGAAGACUCUCCUGGAGGAAGUGCAGGAACUGGAAGCUCGAGCCGUGGACCCCGGAGCAGCCGUCCUCAGAGAUGCCAGUGGCCGCAGUCUGAACGAGCGUGCCCACCUGCUCACACGAGUCUUCAGGAAAACGCCCUCCAGCGUGGGACGCUCGAACUCUGUGCAGCAGACCGUUUCACAUGGAUAUGCGUUCUCACAGGAGGAGCAUGGCGUCGUGUCUCAGUCCCAGGUUGUGCGUUCAUACGACACCACUCGUCAACGACCCAGUCUGGAGCUGUCGACGGAGUAACAGUUGGUAUAGACCUCAAUGACACACCUGUGCUGGGUGAUCCUGCUGUGGCCUUUUGAACUUAAAACUGAACUGAAUUGGGCACAACUAGCAAACCACUCCGCCCAGCUGCAUAGCGCAUUGCCUCCCGCAACGAGGCCGGACUUUCUGGAAGGGAACGGAUUGACGGAAAUGGAGGGUUGGGGCGGGCGGGGAUCUUCUCACACUGAAACGGCCAGUUAAAACGCACUACACAUGAACAGACAGGCAACAGGAGCCGAGUAGCAUUCAGAAGGGGAAAACCAGAGACAAUAGCGUUCCUCUGCCUGUAUCAUUAACACGAGUCACAAGACUGCUUCAUAACCGCCAUGUGUCUGGAUCUGGUUAUACCUAUAUCGCGUGGGUGCACGUUUGUUUAUGCCAGCAUAUACUGUAUAUAUGCAGCGAGAAGGAUCUCGAUUCUGUUGUGUGUACGCCUUGUCGCUCCUAUCUGUGACUUGAAGAGCGCCUUGUCUUACGUGUGAUUUUUCGGGGCAGCUGUUUCGCUUCUGUUGUGCGUACGAGUGCGUCUGCAUGUGUCUGUAAGAGGCUGGUGUUUUUGUUGAGUCUCGACGUCGAUGUCUCCAGAGAUCGGAGAUGGCGUAUCCGUCAUCGCAGAGGAGGGGAGGCCACUCUAAAUAAACACGAAAUAACCACACACAGCGAAACACACAAAUACACACUUCCCAUUGCAGGCUUGAGAUCAGGGAGGUGUGUGUACUUUUUUGGGUAUGUGUGGGUUACAGAUGCAACGCCUUGCUUUUAGAUCCAUCUCUCCAUCAACAGACAUGCUAGAUAGGCAUUCACGUAUGCACACACACACAUACACAUGCAUCGUACCUCUCCCAAUCCAACAAAGCUGCCAAAACACACAGUGAUUCCUCUGAGGCGGAACCCUCAGUGCCUCUCCCACUACAGCAUGGAGUAUACCCUGCUAUACCACACACACACACACACAUACAUAUACACCUCCGCCUCGCUCUCUUACUUCAUCCUUUCCACUAAUCUUCUGCUUAAAGGCGGUCUGUAUCUAAGACUACGUUCACACUGUCAUCAAAAUCCGAUUUUCUGCUCAUAUGUGACCCAUGUCUGUCUCUUUGUAUGACCGUGUGAACAGCACAAACCACGUGGAAUCUGAUCUUUUCGAUUCUGAUUUGAGCCACUUGCAUAUGUGGUUCUAAAUCAGAUACAGGUCGGAUGUUUUGCAAUGCGACCCCAGUCUGAACAGUCAUAUCGGAAUUCAGGCGACUUUUUACGUCAUUCUAGAUUGAUGUGCGUCACAAUUGCUGAAAUAUGCACCGACGGCAUGUUUGCAAAACCACUUAAAAACAUUAAAGACUUUAAAUAUUAAGCUUCUGUUGCACAUCGCCUUAUACAUGAUAGCCCCUAACACGCAAAUAAGUGUGUUUGACUUUCCUGAAACGUUGUCCAGAUGACGGACCUGCACGUGACCCGGGAGCAGACUGCCUCGGCUCGUAUCGUUCGCUCCCACGGAACUGAGAUAAAACGCGUCGACUGGCCGGUCUGCGCAGCUCCGUAUGAAGUCCACAACACCCGCUCGGUAGUCUGCACGUUAAUUUCCGUAUUACCGCGUGCUUGCCGUGACGUAGUUUUGUUCUUUUGCGCAUGUGAUGCAGUUCAGGACCACGAACAGUUCACACAGCUGUCUGAUUUUAGCCAUAUAGUGUGAACAAAGAAAAAAUCAGAUCUGAGCAAAAAAUCUGAAUUGAGCAUUAAUGUUUGCAGUGUGAACGAAGUCUAAGUGCUUACUCUCUCUCUUUCAUUCUCUCUCUUUCUCCAGAUCCGCAAUUCCCAUGUCUCCUUGUUGUCUUGGACUAGUUAACCUUUAAAAUUCCCUCUCUGUUUCAAUGCUCGGGGUGACAACUGUAGCUUUGCUUUGUCCGCUUUUACUCAACCUGUUGAGUUUCUGGAUUGUUUUGCCAAAUAAACUGAACUUGUGACACUG